AUCGCCGCGACCUAUUGAGAAGAAGACGUCAGCCAAGUCUGUGAAGGUAGUAGCUGCCCCCGUGGUCCGCGAAUAUUACUCUGCGAGUAUACGUUAUGGAUGAAGCUAAGACGGAGAGACAGCUCUCGCCCAGUGAGUUGUCUGUGUACACGCCGCGGCCUCAGAGGCUCCAUUUUGUGGCGGAGCAGCCCAGUGCCUUGGAGAAUGGACUCAGUGCCGUGAGAGGAAGACUUCAGUGCUAUGUGCAAGCCGUUAAAGACACGUUUGUAGGAGUGAGUGUAAGAGUUGUGAAUCUAUACCAUGCAGGACAGGACGUUUAUCACUUCCUCAAAGAGCCCUCCCCUGGAUUUCUCCCCAGGUUUGGAGUGAUUGCUGUGUCUGGCCUGGGUGGAGUUAUUCUGGCACGGAAAGGGCCACGGUGGAAGAGACUGGGACUCCCGCUGAGUCUGGCUGGUGCAGGCGCAGCCGUGUGCUAUCCUGCGCAGACGGUGGCAGUGCUGAAGAUGAGUGGAAAGAAGCUGUAUGCUGCCUCCCAGUGGACAAGCACUGCAGUGGCAGCGCUAUGGAAACCAAACCCCAUCAAAGACACCGGUGCACCCCCACUAAUUAGUCCAAUGUUAGAUACACAAGUUCCUACAGCAGUGCCUGAGGCUCGGCUCGAGAGACAGGUCUCAGAGAUUCCAGAGCAGAGAGCAGUGGUUCCUGAGAUGGACCCUGGGCUUGUGGACUUUGGCCAGUCAAACCCGGAGGACGCCGACCUGUACAGCACACGCGGCUGAUGACUGGAGGACAGGAGCCAGUGAAGAGAAGUGAAAAACAUCUGUCUGUCCCUCCAUCCAGUCCACAGACGAAGAUUAUGUCUCACUCAUACGUAUGUGUUGUAAAGAAAAACUGAAGGAGAUCUUUAAACUUUCUGCUUUUUGACCAGUGCUUUUUUAGAUUGAGGUUCAAGUCAUCAAUGCAAAAUAUAUUGACCUGACCAAAGAUUGGACUCAAAGCUGUCAAACAGAAAUCUAGACUGAUUAGUUGUUGCAAACUGAAAAUGCUGACCUGUCAGGUGAUGAGUUUGUGCUGUAAAUCCAUCUUGUCUUUGGUGUGUCACUGAAAAAGCCAUGAGAGAAGUGGUCCACAGUAUGACUGCCCCUGUUUGCUGAAACUGUUUUGAGGUAAUGAAGUGUACUGGGUGUGAGCAGAUUAGUGGCAUUCACCCUGAAAAACAAACCAUGUGUUUUAGGAACAGAGGCCCCAAUCCAACAGAUCUUUAACAUUUGCAGAAGAGCAGAAAGCAUUUUCAUACAUCUUUCAAGUAUUUUCCUAUUUCUGCUAAAAUAUCCCUUUGGACAAAAGACUAUACUGCAGAAUACAUGUGACAAAGAACUGUCUUAAUGUUGGCUGGAUGCUGUCCUCCAAUGUAUGCAAAAUAAAAACAGUAAU
Messenger RNA from Chanos chanos (milkfish), 1434 nucleotides. Its product is annotated as MICOS complex subunit MIC27. The record is from RefSeq and is a predicted model, not a curated record. The coding region runs from base 96 to 779 and encodes 227 amino acids. Gene Ontology annotation, cellular component: MICOS complex. Lineage: Eukaryota; Metazoa; Chordata; Actinopteri; Gonorynchiformes; Chanidae. The transcript is spliced from 9 exons. Gene Ontology annotation, biological process: cristae formation.